This is a messenger RNA of Phyllostomus discolor (pale spear-nosed bat), 4653 nucleotides long. It is a transcript of the gene ARHGEF10L, whose product is annotated as Rho guanine nucleotide exchange factor 10 like. The transcript is spliced from 30 exons. NCBI's taxonomy places the organism in Eukaryota, Metazoa, Chordata, Mammalia, Chiroptera, Phyllostomidae. Bases 269 to 4114 code for a protein of 1281 amino acids. Gene Ontology annotation, biological process: positive regulation of stress fiber assembly; actin cytoskeleton organization; SREBP signaling pathway. The record is from RefSeq and is a predicted model, not a curated record. Gene Ontology annotation, cellular component: cytosol. Gene Ontology annotation, molecular function: protein binding; guanyl-nucleotide exchange factor activity.
GCCGGCCCGGCCAUGGGCGCCCGCGGCGGCCGGGCGGCUGAGGCGCGGAGCCGGCCGCCGGGGCCUUUGUGAGCGGCACGGACAACAAAGGCGCGGCCGGAGCGGGCUCCUGAGACUCAGAGAGGUUAAGCAGCUUGCUUGAGGUCACACAGCAUAACAGGGCAUCCAGGCUGGGACUGGGCCCCUGAGGAAAGUGGCCCAAGUCUCAGGGGCAGAAGCAGGGUGGCGAGCAGCUGGGUUGGUGCCGGUCUGAGCUGGACUUUGUCUGAUGGCUUCCUCCGACCCCCCUCCACAGGCUGCCACAGGGGAUCAGCUGCUUCCUGAAGGAGGCCUAGGCCCCUCCUCAGAGGCGGAGGACGACCCUGGAGAGGCCUUUCAGUUUGACGACAGUGACGAUGACGAGGACACCAGCGCUGGCCUGGGCGUCCCAAGCGUUGUUGCUCCAGAGAAGGAUGCAGAUGCCCCACUGAUCCACUUGGACUCCGCCCCUGUCACUGACCCAGACCCAGCGGCCGCGCCGCCCCAGACGCAGGUGCCGGCCGUGGUGAGCAAUGGAGAUGCUGUGGACGCAGCUUUGCCCGGGGUCCGGCGCUCCAGCUGGAAGCGGAAGAGCUCCCGUCGAAUCGACCGCUUCACUUUCCCUGCCCUGGAAGAAGAUGUGAUUUACGACGACGUCCCGUGUGAGAACCUGGAUGCCCUUCAGCCCGGGGCGGAGAGGAACCUGCUCUACGAGGACGUGCACCGGGACGGGGCGCCCCGGGAGACGGAGGACCUGGGCUGGAGCUCCAGCGAGUUCGAGAGCUACAGCGAGGACUCAGGGGAGGAGGCCAAGCCCGAGGCAGAGCCCGCCAAGCACCGAGUGUCCUUCCAGCCCAAGCUUUCUCCAGACCUGACUAGGCUAAAGGAGAGAUACGCCAGGACUAAGAGAGACAUCUUGGCUUUAAGAGUUGGGGGGAGAGACAUGCAGGAGCUGAAGCACAAGUACGAUUGUAAGAUGACCCAGUUCAUGAAGGCCGCCAAGAGCGGGACGAAGGACGGGCUGGAGAAGACUCGGAUCGCUGUCCUGCGAAAAGUGUCCUUUCUGCACAGGAAAGACGUCCUUGGUGACUCGGAGGAGGAGGACAUGGGGCUCCUGGAGGUCAGCGUUACGGACAUCAAGCCCCCGGCCCCGGAGCUGGGCCCCAUGCCAGAUGGCCUGAGCCCUCAGCAGGUGGUCCGGAGGCACAUCCUGGGCUCCAUCGUGCAGAGUGAGGGCAGCUACGUGGAGUCUUUGAAGCGGGUGCUCCAGGAUUACCGCAACCCCCUGAUGGAGAUGGAGCCCAAGGUGCUGAGCGUCCGCAAGUGCCAGGUGGUGUUCUUCCGCGUGAAGGAGAUCCUGCACUGCCACUCCAUGUUCCGGAUCGCCCUGUCCUCCCGCGUGGCGGAGUGGGACUCCACCGAGAAGAUCGGGGACCUCUUCGUGGCUUCGUUCUCGAAGUCCAUGGUGCUAGACGUGUACAGCGACUACGUGAACAACUUCACCAACGCCAUGUCCAUCAUCAAGAAGGCCUGCCUCACCAAGCCCGCGUUCCUCGAGUUCCUCAAGCGGCGGCAGGUGUGCAGCCCCGACCGCGUCACGCUCUACGGGCUGAUGGUGAAGCCCAUCCAGAGGUUCCCGCAGUUCAUCCUCCUGCUUCAGGACAUGCUGAAGAACACCCCCAGGGGCCACCCGGACAGGCUGUCGCUGCAGCUGGCCCUCACGGAGCUGGAGACGCUGGCUGAGAAGCUCAACGAGCAGAAGCGGCUGGCCGACCAGGUGGCGGAGAUCCAGCAGCUGACCAAGAGCGUCAGCGACCGCAGCAGCCUCAACAAGCUGUUGACCUCGGGCCAGAGGCAGCUGCUCCUCUGUGAGACGCUGACGGAGACCGUCUAUGGUGACCGUGGGCAGCUGAUCAAGUCCAAGGAGCGCAGGGUCUUCCUGCUCAAUGACAUGCUGGUCUGUGCCAACAUCAACUUCAAGCCUGCCACCCACAGGGGCCAGCUGGAGAUCAGCAGCCUGGUGCCCCUGGGGCCCAAGUACGUGGUGAAGUGGAACACGGCGCUGCCGCAGGUGCAGGUGGUGGAGGCCGGCCAGGAGGGCGGCUCCUACGACAAGGACAACGUGCUCAUCCAGCACGCUGGCGCCAAGAAGGCCUCUGCCUCGGGCCAGGCCCAGAAUAAGGUGUACUUCGGUCCCCCGAGACUCUUCCAGGAGCUGCAGGACCUGCAGAAGGACCUGGCCGUGGUGGAGCAGAUCACCCUCCUCAUCAGCACGCUGCACGGCACCUACCAGAACCUGAACAUGACGGUGGCUCAAGACUGGUGCCUGGCCCUGCAGAGGCUGAUGCGGGUGAAGGAGGAGGAGAUCCACUCGGCCAACAAGUGCCGCCUCAGGCUCCUGCUUCCCGGGAAACCCGACAAGUCCGGCCGCCCCAUCAGCUUCAUGGUGGUCUUCAUCACCCCCAACCCCCUGAGCAAGAUCUCCUGGGUCAACAGGUUGCACUUGGCCAAGAUUGGACUCCGAGAGGAGAACCAGCCGGGCUGGCGCUGUCCAGACGAGGACAAGAAGAGCAAAGCCCCGUUCUGGUGCCCGACCCUGGCCUGCUGCACCCCCGCCUUCUCCUCCCGGGGCCUCAGCCUGCAGCUUGGGGCGCUGGUCCACAGUCCUGUCAGCUGCCCCCUGCUGGGCUUCUCGGCGGUCAGCACCUCCCUCCCGCAGGGCUACCUCUGGGUCGGGGGCGGGCAGGAGGGCGCCAGCGGCCAGGUGGAGAUCUUCUCCCUGAACCGGCCCUCGCCCCGCACGGUCAAGUCCUUCCCGCUGGCGGCCCCCGUGCUCUGCAUGGAGCACAUCCCGGAGCCGGAGGAGGGGGAGAGCGGAGACAGAGAUGGAGACGAGGGCCACCCGGCCCCCGACCCCUCGGCUGCGGCGCACCCGGCCAUCUGCCUGGGGCUCCAGGACGGCAGCAUCCUGGUCUACAGCAGCGUGGACACGGGCACCCAGUGCCUGGCGACCUGCCGGAGCCCCGGCCUGCAGCCCGUGCUCUGCCUGCGGUGCAGCCCCUUCCACCUGCUGGCCGGCCUGCAGGACGGGACCCUCGCCGCCUACCCUCGGACCGGCGGAGACGUCCCCUGGAACCUGGAGAGCCCCGCCGUGUGCUUGACCGUGGGGCCAGGGCCCAUCCGCACGCUGCUGAGCCUGGAGGACGCUGUGUGGGCCAGCUGUGGGCCUCGGGUCACCGUCCUGGAUGCCGCCAGCUUGCAGACCCAGCAAAGCUUCGAGGCGCACCAGGAUGAGGCCGUGAGCGUGACGCACAUGGUGAAGGCGGGCAGCGGCGUCUGGAUGGCCUUCUCCUCCGGCUCCUCCAUCCGCCUCUUCCACACGGAGACGCUGGAGCACCUGCAGGAGAUCAACAUCGCCACCAGGACCACCUUCCUCCUGCCAGGCCAGAAGCACCUGUGUGUCACCAGUCUCCUGAUCUGCCAGGGCCUGCUCUGGGUGGGCACUGACCAGGGUGUCAUUGUCCUGCUGCCCGUACCUCGGCUGGAAGGCAUCCCCAAGAUCACAGGGAAAGGCAUGGUCUCCCUCAACGGUCACUGUGGGCCCGUGACCUUCCUGGCUGUGGCUACCAGCAUCUUGGCCCUGGACAUCCUGCGGAGUGACCAGGAAGAGGCCGAGGGCCUGGAGGACAAGCCGGACGGGCAGGCCCCCGAGCCAGCGCCCGCGCCCCCGAGCCACGUGGGCCGAGAGCUGACCCGCAAGAAAGGCGUCCUCCUGCAGUACCGCCUGCGCUCCACGGCCCACCUCCCCGGCCCGCUGCUCUCUGUGCGGGAGCCCGCGCCCGCCGACGGCUCGGCCCUGGAGCACAGCGAGGAGGACGGCUCCAUCUACGAGAUGGCCGACGACCCCGACGUGUGGGUGCGCAGCCGGCCCUGCGCCCGCGAUGCCCAUCGCAAGGAGAUCUGCUCCGUGGCCAUCAUCUCGGGCGGCCAGGGCUACCGGAACUUCGGCAGCGCCUCGGGCGUGGGCGGGAGGCCGGCCCCGUGCGGGGAGACGGACAGCACCCUCCUCAUCUGGCAGGUGCCCUUGACGCUAUAGCCCCCACCCAGGAGCACGGCCCCCUACCCAGGGGCAUGGCUGCAGCCACGCUGGGCUCUCAGGCUCUCGGGCCAUCGGCUGUCCGCCCUCCGGGGCUCUUCGGCCGUCCAGGGUCCCCCAGGGAGUGCAGGUGGAGUCAGUCACCUUCCAGGGACCCACACGGGGCCACGAGGACGGCCCUGGGUCUCCAGUAGCUGUCUUGGCAGAGCAGAGAAAAACCUCUUCUUUUUUAGGGGAAAAAAAAUGUUUUUAGAGUGUUUGGGGAAGGGGUCUAGGUUGGUGGAGAGGAAAGACUCCCCUGGAGGAAAUGGCCUUUUUGAAAACAAAACGCAAAACCUCACAACUGCCUGGCAAGCCCCGCGCCUCCUGCCUGGGCCGAGCGGGGCCCCGAGGCAGCCACGCGCCCCUCCCGGGGGAGAGCGUGCGGGCUGGUGUGUGAAUAUAUAUAAAUACGUAUAUAUGGUGUAUAUUAUCUCUGUAUAAAUAAAGUCUGUACAUAUUGGAGCUGCGGGGGAUGCUGGAAUAAAGGGCGAGGAUAA